Messenger RNA from Helianthus annuus (common sunflower), 915 nucleotides. Its product is annotated as probable methyltransferase At1g27930. The record is from RefSeq and is a predicted model, not a curated record. Gene Ontology annotation, biological process: xylan biosynthetic process. The transcript has a single exon. NCBI's taxonomy places the organism in Eukaryota, Viridiplantae, Streptophyta, Magnoliopsida, Asterales, Asteraceae. Bases 1 to 846 code for a protein of 281 amino acids.
AUGAGAAAUCGCAUCAUCAUCUCCGAGAAACCACUAUUCUUCACCAUCCUCAUCGUCGUCAUAAUCACCGGCGGCCUCACCAUCACCAGCCUCCACCGCACCGGCGGCACAAACCCCACUUCCAUCCUCUGCACAUUCGUCAACUCCCACUCCCAACCCAACCCCAAACAACCCCCCACCACCCACAUCUCCGCCAUCCUCCACUACGCCACCACCCGCACCACCGCCCAACAAACCCUCCCGGAAAUCAAAGUCGCCGUCGACGUCCUCCAAACCCUAGCCCCAUGCAACCUCCUAGUUUUCGGGAUCGGUCACGAAUCCGUCAUGUGGGCCUCACUUAAUCCACGUGGCACUACUUUAUUCCUCGAAGAUGAUCUUAACUCAGUCCAUAAAACCCUAAACGACGCGCCUUCUCUGCGCGUGCACCACAUAUCCUACGACACUCAGUUAUCUGAUGCUGACUAUCUUUUAACCUCGUACAAAACAUCCCCAAAGUGUCUCCCUACACAAGUGUACCUUAAAGGGAACACACGGUGCAAGUUAGCGUUGAGCAACUUACCCGAAGAGGUGUAUAAGAGGGAAUGGGAUGCGAUUAUUAUCGAUGGGCCGAAGGGGUAUUAUGGUGAGGCACCAGGGAGGAUGAUGGCGAUAUUUUCGGCUGCAGUGAUGGCUAGACGGAGAGAAAGAGGGGGGGAUACACAUGUGUUUGUGCAUGAUGUUAAUAGGAAGGUGGAGAAGGAGUAUGCGGAAGAGUUUUUGUGUAAGAAUUAUUUGGUCACGGCUGAGAAUAGGCUAUGGCAUUUUAGAAUACCGCCUUCGGCGAAAGAGAGUCCAACAUUUUGUUAGUGUUUGUGUAUUUUUGUUUUGUGUUUAGGUGUUGUUUAAUGAUGAAAUAAAGGUUGUAGUUUUGUGUUU